AUGAGUGAGGUCAAAACAAAGCCGCAAACUGGAGGUAUCGAACGAGUUAAAAAUGGGCGAGCUGGGCUUUCUAAUGGUACCAAAAACACAGAUAAAAGACAGCAGUCGCCCUUCAAAAGUAUAAAGAACACACUGUUGCUUCGAAACCAUAAAUCUCGUAAAAGUACACCAAAAGUAGUCGAUGAAGUCGUGAAGAAUCAAGUACAAGAGAAGCAGAAAUCAAACCGUGUUGAAGAGAGCUCUGGGAGUCGCAGAUCGAGCAUUAAAGUCCAGCAACGUUCAUCCGCACAACGAGUAACGCUUUUCAAAUACGACCGUGUUAAGGUGGUGAAUGUCAUCAUCAAAGCUCAUAGAAGUAGUUCUGAAUCUUCAGUAUCUACGGCUAUGACCUCCCAUUCUACUGUUCUGCGACGUCACAUCUCACACGAUCAUUCCAUAGCAAGCGCUGAAACCAGGCGAGAAACUUGUUUGAUGUCCGAUGGACCACUAGAGAUUUACCAGAUCAUCACAUAUAACAGCUCUAAAAUGCCGCCUCAGAAAAUGACUUAUCUUUGCUUGGGAAGAAAGGACAACAUUUUGCAUCCUAUUUUACCAAAACUUCAAGUUACGAGAAUGGCAUGUACGCAUUUCAAAAUCUCGAUUCUUCUGCUCAAUCCUGAGCGCUACUGGAUAAUAGAGUUUUUACCGUUGGCAGGCCAGACCGAAAUAAGUGAGGAGGUCAAACUUACUUUCGAGUCUAUGAUAAGCACCAUAUGUUCCUAUAGAAUACAACCACAUGAGGAUGCAGAUAGCUCAGGGAGCCUCCUGAAUCCACAUGGGUAUAGUUUGGAAAUGGAAGAUGACAGUGACCUCGAAUAUUUACUUGACGAGUCCGACAGUUGUUCUGAAGAAACAGAAUUAACGAGCGAAGAGAUUUCGCACGAUAAAACUGUCAAUUUGGCCUUCAAAAACGCUAUUCGAAAUAUUAUGGUAUCGGAAGACCGCGAUUUACAACGUGGCUCGAGCACGAAACGGCUAAGCUCGUAUCAUGGCAAUUUAUCUUCGCAGUUCGAUUCAAGAUCCUCAAAAGUGAGAUCUUCUUCACUUCCUAUGCGCCAUCAAGCAUUUAGCGGGAAAACCUCGAGUUUGGGAGCCACUACCUGGAUGGAUGUGGACUCCGAGGAUUACGUCAAUUACCAUUCUCACAUUUAG
Molecule: messenger RNA, 1191 nt
Organism: Lachancea sp. 'fantastica'
Lineage: Eukaryota; Fungi; Ascomycota; Saccharomycetes; Saccharomycetales; Saccharomycetaceae
Source: the annotation of a GenBank genome assembly